UUGUUUUACACAACCAGAUAACAUUAACUUGUCAUCACAUAUAUUUUUGAUUGUCUAGAUCGUGUUUGAAAUGUCCAUCUUGACAUCGGUCUUAGAAUUAACAUAAGAACGGAUGGGAAAGCGUAAGUUGUCGUGUAUAUAUUUCUUUUUAAACGGUGCUGUGAUUGACGACCAGCGGGUAAGUAAAAUGUCUAGCUCACAUUAUUAACGUGAUAUUAACUAACGUUAACGAGCCACGCCGGUAGUAGUGGAGUUAUGGGCGGUGUAUCAACAUGCUGCGUGUCAUGUUGCCACUGUUAUGAGAUGUUUUGGGGUGAUAACAUACUUAUGAUCGUGACUGACUGCCCACAUAAUGGAUCAUGGUUAUGGCUCGUCUUUGAUCAUGACUCUCAGUUCCAUUACAUUGAAAGAGUCCUUGGAUGAAGGCGUUUUCUGUAAGAGGGGAGUUUUAUUAAUAAGAGCCGCGACAGCCGGUCUGAACAUUAACCGCAUAGCUGGGCGGUUUUGGAAUCAUAAUAACCGUAUCUUUCAUAUCGGGCGAAAAAAAAAAUGAAUUGUUAAACUGACACGCCUUUAUUGGGUUAGUAUCCCACACGGCCAUAUUUACACGUUACUGCAUCUAUCCUGUGUCUAAACGGAAGACCGAUGCCACAAACUGUUUUCACUGAAAAAUACAGUCGGCUGCAGCGGUUAAAACACUGUACAAUGUUUAUUUUGCAUUUGUGAAAUUAUUUUGUUGUGCUAUCAAAAGUCGAGCGAUUUAUAUUUGAAGAACCGUACCGAAAUCGAUUCACGUUUAGAUGGGAGUCUUUGGCUGUUUUGGCAUCCAGAGCCAUUUCGCCCUUAUUUUAAUUGAACCUUUAAGAAAAAAAUCUUAUUUUCAAUGACAGCCUAGGAACAGUCGGUUAACUGUCUGUUCAGGGGCAGAACGACAGUCAGUUAGGGGAUUUGAACUUGCAACCUUCCGGUUAUAAGCCCAACGCACUAGGCUACCCUGCCGCCCCUUAAACAGCACAUCUAAGUUCUUUGGACUAUGGAGUAACGUUAGGCUCAUUUAGUCCAAUAUCGGGCUAUAGAUUAUGUCAUACAUGCAGUGGUAUUGUAACAAUGUGAUGAUCAUGUGGUUCAUUAUGUUAAAUCUUCAAGCAGGUAGCCUAGUGGUUGGAGCGUUGUGCCAGUAACCGAAAGGUUGCAAGAUCGAAUCCCCGAGCUGACAAGGUUUCGGGGGGAGUGAUCAGAAGUCAUCAUAAAACACCCCAUCUUGCCAAAUGGAUGAUGAUCUAAAACCUCUGGAUUUCAUAAAGGACUUUCAAGAGUACCUGACACAGCAAACACACCAUGUCAACAUGAUCUCAGGCUCUGUCGGUGGGGAGAUAGAGCCCGACCACCUCCAAGCUGUAGCAGCUAUCCCAGACAGUGAUCAUCACAAUGGGUCGGUGGAAGUCUCUCUGGACGACAGCUCUGGGCUGCUGGUGGACGGCUUUCAGAGGACCUUCGACGGCAAGCUCAAGUGUAGCUACUGCAGCUACGCCAGUAAAGGCACCGCUCGCUUGAUAGAGCACAUCAGAAUUCACACAGGAGAGAAGCCUCACCGCUGCCAGCUGUGCCCCUUCGCCUCUGCCUACGAGCGCCACCUUGAGGCCCACAUGCGCUCCCACACGGGAGAGAAGCCCUACAAGUGUGACCUCUGCUCCUUCCGUUGCAGCGACCGCAGUAACCUGUCCCACCACCGCCGGCGCCGCCACAAGCUUUUACCCAUGAAGGGGGCGGGGCUGCCCGCCUUCCUGUCCAACAAGAAGAUGCUGAACGUCCUACAGAAGAAGAGUGGCAGCUCCCUGGGCCUGGGAGGCUACAGCAGACACCUCCUCAUCAACUUCAGCCCUCCCUCCAUGGUGGUGGGGAAACCAGACUACCUGAACCACGAGGUGUACGAGAGCGAUGUGAAGGACCAUGGGACUGGAGGAGGAGGAGCCAGCAGGGAUGUCAACAGUGACAUGAUGGUGGACAAUAAUCCUCUGAACCAGCUGUCUACGCUGGCAGGCCAGUUGUCCAACCUCCCCCCAGUGGACCAGACCCCUGUGUCUCCUGACAGACUGUCCUGCAACGACGUCAAGCCGUUCCUCAUCCAGCAGGCCUCUGGUGCACCGAUUGCAGUGUCAGUAUCUUUGUCCACCAGUCAAAGUGGUGCCCACCACCACCACUACCACCACCACCACCACCAAACCUCCUCCCCAACCAGCCCCGAGGACCUCCAACCGCCUGCAGGCCAUAGCAGGAACUACAGCCCCAGCCCUGUGGACCCAGAACCCAGCAGUGAGCACAGUGCACACACACGCACCAGCUCAGCUAGCAUUAGUAACAGCCAGCCCAGUACCCCUGCCCUGCUCGGUAGCACACAGCACCCAGACCCACAGAUGCUGCACAGCUGCCAGCACUGCGACACCUACUUCUCUGACAACAUCAUGUAUACCAUUCACAUGGGUUGCCACGGCUACGAGAACCCCUUCCAGUGUAAUAUCUGCGGCUGUAAGUGCAGGAACAAGUAUGACUUUGCCUGCCACUUCGCUCGCGGGCAGCACACGCUGUGACUGACUUCCACAGUAACCCGAGAUGAAUUCGAACGAUGUUUGGCGGCUCACAGAGAACAUUAACUUAUUCCCGUGUUUAUGAUAAUCAGGGAUCAGAGCGAUUCUGAUCUAGAUUUUAUUGUAUCGGUUUUUUUUUUAAAUGAUAUAACUUAGAGAGUGAGUGUUACUUUGAAAUGAGGAAUUGAUGUUUCUAUAAAUGGGAACGCAAUCUGGAGGUUGGAGACAUUUAUCACGUGUCCUCCUCGGUGCCGUCUGAGAAUUUAAAGAAAGUCAACUUCUUAUUAUUUAAAUGUAUCCUUUUAUUUAACGAGGCAAGUCAGUUAAGAACAAAGUCUUAUUUACAAUGACAGCCUACCCCCAGGGCCAAACCUUGACGACGCAGAGCCAAUUGUGUGCCUCCCUAUGGGACUCCCAAUCAUGGCCGGAUGUUAUACAGCCUGGAUUUGAACCAGGGACUGUUGACGUCUCUUGCACUGAGAUGCAGUGCCUUAGACCGCUGCGCCACACGAGAGCCCGACUCUGAAUUAGUUACAUAAAUAUUGGGGAUGUUACUAAACUUAUAGUUUAAAUAGCGAUUAGCAAGGUAUCUGGUUGCUGUGACUAGAGUUUAAACAGUUUUGGCCUUAUCUUUUAUUUCACCUUUAUUUAACCAGGUAGACCAGUUGAGAACAAGUUCUCAUUUACAACUGUGACCUGGCCAAGAUAAAGCAAAGCAGUUCGACACAAACAACAACACAGAGUUACACAUGAAAUAAACAAACAUACAGUCAAUAACACAAUAGAAAAAGUCUAUAUACAGUGUUGUGCAAAUGGUGUGAGGAGGUAAGGCAUGAAGCAAGAAGCAUGAACAAGCCCAUUGGUCCAAAUAGGUGCUCAACAAUGACAAACAGACAGGCUUUAUUAUACAUUGUGUAUAGUAGUGUCUCACUUUGUGGUGAGUGUAAAAACGUAACAUUAUAUCAACGGCUUGAAGUGAAUGACAUCUGUGCAUAUUGAUGCUUUCAGCUUAGACAUCAUUUCACUCUGUAAUUUACUCUGCUCGGUUCCACAUUCCGGUUGAUUCCAUGUGUUCUCUGUUCCACAUUCAGAUUGAUUCCAUGUGUUCUCUGUUCCACAUUCCGGUUGAUUCCAUGUGUUCUCUGUUCCACAUUCAGAUUGAUUCCAUGUGUUCUCUGUUCCACAUUCAGAUUGAUUCCAUGUGUUCUCUGUUCCACAUUCCGGUUGAUUCCAUGUGUUCUCUGCUACACAUUCAGAUUGAUUCCAUGUGUUCUCUGCUACACAUUCAGAUUGAUUCCAUGUGUUCUCUGCUACACA
Molecule: messenger RNA, 3902 nt
Organism: Oncorhynchus mykiss (rainbow trout)
Lineage: Eukaryota; Metazoa; Chordata; Actinopteri; Salmoniformes; Salmonidae
Source: RefSeq, a predicted model, not a curated record